CAGACUGAAAGAUCUGUAGAUCCUCAAACUAACAUGUUUGUGUCCAUUUUCCAGCUGCUGACUGAUCCAUCACAGCCCGGAUUCUCCCUUCAAAGCUGCUGGUUCAACUCUGACUGAUGAAGAUGAGCUGUUCAGAGGAAGACAAGGACAAAGAAAAGUCUUCAGCACCCAGCUGUGUGUCUAUGAAGAGUGACAAACCCAAAGACAAACAUCUGGACUUCAGAACUGAACCUGGACCUUCAGACUCAAAAGGUCAGCAGUGCACUGAGAGAGCCCAGUCUUCAGCCUCCAGCUGUGUGUCUGAGAAGAGUGACCGGUCCAGAGAAUGGACUCCAAACUUCAGAACUGAACCUGGACCUUCAGCCUCAAAAUAUGAGCAGCGCACUGACAGAGUCCAGGCUUCAGCCUCCAGCUGUGUGUCUGAGAAGAGUGACAAAUCCAAAGACAAACAUCUGAACUUCAGAACUGAACCUGGACCUUCAGCCUCAAAAAAGACGAACAAGGCCAUCGUUUGUGAGGAAGCACAGCUGUCCUGCUGUUCUUUGUGUCAGGACGUCCUAAUGGAUCCAGUCUCUACAAGCUGUGGACACUGGUUCUGCAGGCAGUGCAUCACCUUGUACUGGGACCGGUCUGAUCCAUCAGGACUGUGCUCCUGCCCACAGUGUGCAGAAAUACCCAAAAGUAGAGCUGGACUGCAGACCAUCAGUCAGAACAGAUCCAUCCAAACAGAUUUUGGUCCGCAGAAACUUUUAAAUGAACAUCAGAUCAGUUUGAAGAGCAGAUGUGAACAUGUGACCGAAAGAAGUGAUAAAACACAGAGAGGACCUCCCCUCAAAAAGAUCUACACUGAGCUCUACAUCACAGAAGGACUGAGAGAAGAAGUUCAUACCCAACAUGAGGUCUGUCAGCUGGAGACAAUCUCUAGGAAAAACUCCCUCCACAAUGCUCCAAUUAGGGGCCAACUUAAAUUGCCAUUAAAUGACAUCUUUAAACCCUUACCUGACCAACAUGGAUCCAACAGAUUGGUUCUGACCAUUGGUGUAGCUGGAAUUGGAAAAACCUUCUCAGUGCAGAAGUUCACUCUGGACUGGGCCGAGGGCUUGGAGAACCAAGACAUCAGUGCAGUGGUUCCUCUGUCAUUCAGGGAGAUGAACUUGAUCAGAGAUGAGCAGCACAGUCUUCUCACUCUCAUCCAACGUUUCCAUCCAACCUUCCAGAAGAUCCCAGCAGAGCAGCUGUCUGUCUGUAAACUUCUCUUCAUCUUUGAUGGUCUGGAUGAAAGCAGACUUUCUCUGGACUUCAACAACAGUCAGAUGGUGUCUGAUGUCACUCAGAAGUCAUCAAUCAAUGUUCUUCUGACAAACCUCAUCCAGGGACGUCUGCUUCCCUCAGCUCUGGUCUGGAUCACUUCCAGACCUGCAGCAGCCAAUCAGAUCCCUCUUUCCUGUGUCUCCAGGGUAACAGAAGUACAAGGCUUCACUGACUCCCAGAAGGAGGAGUGCUUCAGGAGGAGAUUCAGUGAUGAAGAUCUGUCCAGUCGAAUCAUCUCCCACAUCAAGGCCUCCAAGAGUCUCUUCAUCAUGUGUGAAGUUCCAAUCUUCUGCUGGAUCACUGCUGUGGUUCUAGAGCACAUGUUGACCCCAGAACAGAAAGGAGGGCUUCCCACCACCAUGACUGACAUGUACUCCCACUUCCUGAUGGUCCAGACAAAGAGGAAGAAGAACAAAUACCAGCAGGAACAUGAGGAGAAUCCACAGGAGCUGACAGAGGCUGACAUGGAAGUUCUUCUGAAGCUGGGGAGGCUGGCAUUUGAACAUCUGGAGAAAGGAAACAUCAUGUUCUACCAAGAAGACCUGGAGCAGUGUGGUCUGGAUGUCACAGAGGCUUCUUUGUACUCAGGAGUUUGUACUGAGAUCUUCAGAAGAGAGUGUCAGAUCUUCCAGAAACCAGUCUACAGCUUUGUUCAUCUGAGUGUUCAGGAGUUUCUGGCUGCUGUUUACAUGAUCCACCGUUUCACCAACAAGAAGACCGAAGUAAUAAAGAAUCUUCUGAAGAUUCAAACAAACAUCUCUACUCUAGACGAGUUUCUUAGCAGGAUCAUGAAGAAAUCCCUGCAGAGUCAAACUGGUCACCUGGAUCUGUUUGUUCGUUUUCUUCAUGGUCUCUCAGUGGAGUCCAACCAGAGACUCUUGGGAAGUCUGCUGGGUCAGACAGAGAACAGUCCAGAAAUUAUCCAGAGAAUCAUCAACAACCUGAAGGAAAUGAAGACCAAUGACAUGUCUCCUGACAGAAGCAUCAACAUCUUCCACUGUCUGAUGGAGAUGAAGGACCUCUCAGUUCAUCAGGAGAUCCAAGAGUUCCUGAAGUCUGAGAACCGAUCAGAGAAGGAACUUUCAGAGAUCCAUUGCUCAGCAUUGGCCUACAUGCUGCAGAUGUCAGAGGAGGUUCUGGAUGAGUUGUACCUGGAUCAAUACAAAACAUCCAGAGAAGGUCGAUGGAGACUGAUCCCAGCUGUGAGGAACUGCAAGAAGUUCAGGAUGGGGUUUGUGUCAAAACCUACUGGAGACGAGUCAAAUCACGAGUCCAGUUGCUAUGAACUCUCAGAGACUGAUUGUCAAGCCGUGGCCUUUGCCUUGAAAUCAAACCCGUCCCAUCUGACAGAACUGGACCUGAGUGGAACCGUCUUGCAGGAUUCAGCAGUGAAGACUCUCUGUGCUGGUCUGAAGAAUCAGAACUGUAAACUGGAGACUCUGAAGUUGAGGAGCUGCUGUUUGUCAGACAUCAGCUGUGAGGUUCUGGUCUCAGCUCUCAAGUCCAACCGGUCUCAUCUGACAGAACUGGUCCUGGAUGGAAACAACCUGCAGGAUUCAGGAGUUAUUCAUCUGUGUGGUUUUCUGGAGAGUCCAGACUGCAGACUGAAGACUCUGAGGUUGAGGUACUGCGGUAUGACAGAUGUCAGUUGUGGCCGCAUUGGCUCAGUGUUUGAGUCCAACCCGUCCAAUCUGACAGAACUGGACCUCAGCAGGAACAACUUACAGGAUUCAGGAGUGAAGAAGCUGUUUGGCUUUCUAAGGAGUCCAGACGGCAAAUUAAGGACUCUGAGGUUGAGGAACUGCAGUUUGUCAGAGAUCAGCUGCGAGAUUCUGGUCUCCGCUCUAAAGUCCAACCCGUCCCGCCUGACAGAACUGGACCUAAGUGAAAACUAUCUGAAGGAUUUAGGAGGGAAGCAUCUGUGUGGUUUUCUGGAGAGUCUUCACUGCAGACUGAAGACUCUGAGGCUGAAGAAAUGCAGUUUGACAAAGGUCAUCUGUCUUAAUCUGAUCUCGGCCCUGAAGUCGAAUCCGUCUCAUCUGGAAGAACUGGACCUGAGUGGAAAUGACCUGCAUGAUUCAGAUGUUCAGAAGCUCUUUGAUCUGAUGGACAGUCCAGACUACAAACUAAAAACUGUGAGGUGGAAUCCAGAGUCUUGAAUCAGAACAGCACCUGUCAAAGUCUGGAAUAUUCCACAGGGAGAAGAAGAUAAAGAAUGAUGAAGGAAUCAGAGGAUCUGAUCAGCUGUUUGUCAGCUUCAACCUCAUGUUUUACAUUAAUUCAUUUACUCAAACAGAAAAAAUGCAGUUUAAGUUACUUUUUUGUUUUUUUGAUCUUUUUCUACUUGAUUCUUCGUGUUGUACAGUUUUUUUCUCGGCAUUAUGAGGUCUUGCUGUUGUUCUAUCAUUGGCCUGAAAUUCAUUUAAAGCCUUUAAUACCAGAGAUGCUGCUGGUGACCGCAAAUAACACACUCCUCAGAUCACCAUUACUCUUUAUUUACACAGUUAACAUCAUUUCUGUGGAUUCUGAUGCGUUAACUGUUGCACAUCAGCAUGCUGAACCUUUUCUCUGCUCCAGGAUACGUCGGAAUCACAUUAAUUCCAUAAAUGGUUGAAGAGUCACAGCACUUCAAAGCACAUCAAAACCAAAAGCUAAACUUCCUGUUUUAAUCUGAAGGGAUAAACACCAAUUUGAAGCUUUAGACUCUCCACUGGGGGGCGCCACAUUCUUCCACCGUCAAACAGAUUCCCAGACGUCAGAUAUAUACUUUGGCUCUGAUACUUUGGUCCAGAGCUGGCAGAACUGUUCCUGUGACCCUCACAGGUUCUGAUGGUUCCUAAAAACCAGGUUUUAAGAUGAUGAGACUGUUCUGGUUGUAACUCUUAUUGUUUUUUGUUCAAUUUUCAUUUUGAGUUGUUUUUCAAUCAGUUUUACUGUACUAUAUCUAUAAGUGGUUUUGAAAAAAAAGUUGCAAAAAUAUUUAUUAAUUCUGCAUUUAGCAUUGUUAAAGUACUGUUUAAAGCUUUAUUUUGGUUAUUGUUCCCAUGUUUACCCCUUAUUGCACAGCUACAAACUACAAGCAGGAGUUUACUCUCCUCAUUAUUUAUCAUUUAUAUGUAAUUGUUAAUGUGUUUGCAGAUCCACAUUAGACUAAAGCUAUUAUACAGUUACUGGACAGAGAAUGUGUGUUUACGUUUGUGAGGUCUUUCGUUGGUCUUUAGCUUUAAAAAUGAAGCAAAUUUAAAAACAAUGAUUUUUAAUCUAAAGCCUUCCUUCAGUUCUCAUUGCUUCACUCCAUGAUUGUUGUUUUGUGUUAAAACUUACAGCCAUUCUCUCUGUCACUCUUUUCUUGGUGAAGUCUAUUAUUAAUUAAAUAUUCAAACAGUUUACAGGUGAUAAAACUUUAAAAUAAAUCUGUGUGUAACUCUUCCACAGUUUCAUCAGUGUUUGAUCUUUUAAAAUGCAAUUAACAAUAACUAAAAUAAAAUGAAUCAAGU
Molecule: messenger RNA, 4808 nt
Organism: Oryzias latipes (Japanese medaka)
Lineage: Eukaryota; Metazoa; Chordata; Actinopteri; Beloniformes; Adrianichthyidae
Product: protein NLRC3-like
Molecular function (GO): protein binding
Source: RefSeq, a predicted model, not a curated record